Messenger RNA from Megalopta genalis, 2745 nucleotides. The record is from RefSeq and is a predicted model, not a curated record. Lineage: Eukaryota; Metazoa; Arthropoda; Insecta; Hymenoptera; Halictidae.
UCAUUACAAACUCCGAUAACAAAAUUAAAAGUUUCCCUUUUUUUCAUUCCAACCAAUUGCAAUUUGAAAAAGAAAUGCUGCAGACAUUGCCCAGUAAACUAGUCUGUUUAAAAUAUCUAAAAAAAAAUUACAUAUCUUACUUUUAAGAAAAGUUAUACAGUCACUAGUAAUAAUACGUCAUUGCCGCUAUGAAUGGACUUCGACCAUGACGAAUAUAUGUCUAACGCCAUGCCUAACUUCCUCGUUAGAACAAAUGAGCACCACCGAUAACAUCCGCGUUACUUUUUUUCUUGAUUUUCUUCGGAUGAAAUUUUCAAUCAGUUUGUUUCCAAGAUUUACUAGGUAUAGCUUUUUUAAAUUAGAGUUAUUAGUUCCCCGGCAGAGCUAUUAGAAUGAAAUAUUAAAUGAAAUGACGCGGAACUACUUUGCACGCGACGGAACCUAUUGCAUUAGUAAUGCUGGUCUAUAAUUACAUAUAUUCCAUCCGCAAUGUCAUCAUAGAUUUUUUAAGAGUUAGCUGAAUAUAAUGGAUAUAGUGUUUGGACAUUUACAUGCAAUGCUUUUUUCUGUCUCAUGGUCUAAAUUAUUCAUGGCUUCCUACUCCUUUUACACUGUUAUCCUUCCAGUGUAGUAUCUCUUUUACAAGUUCGCUAAUUUGUUUUCUCUUACAAUUUUUCAACACAACAUAACAUAACAUAUUCUUUGUUUGUCUCUGCUCAUCGAUGUCGACACCACUGAUGUUGGGACCAGCGUUCACAGAAAAAUAGGUUACGCAAGGAGUGGGCACAGGCGACGCAUGCACGGAGCGCGGCAUGGCGCGUCUACUGGGUGAACAUUAUAAUUCUGAACUACGAUCGCGAUUCGACGUACAUUGCAUUCUGAUCGUGGUUCGGAAUGACAUUGCGGAUAGUAUAUAUGUAAUUAUAGACCAGCAUUACUAAUGCAAUGGUUUCCGUCGCGUGCAAAAUAAUUCUGCGUCGUUUUAUUUAAUAUUUCAUUUUGAUAGCUAGUCGGAGAACUACAGCGAAGAGAACGAUGUCUAUUUGUUGUAUUCGUAGCCGAUGCGAAGGGAAGAAUAGAUCGAACAGUGUGGAACUAAUAAUUUUAAUUAGCAUACCCGGCAAAUCUUGAAAACAAACUGAUUGAAAAUUUCAUCCGAAGAAAAUCAAGAAGAAAGUAACGCGGAUGUUAUCGGUGGCGUUCAUUUGCUCUAACGAGGAAGUUAGACAUGGCGCACCCACUUGGAUGGACUUACCGAGCAAUACUAUGGUGUCACAUAAUUUUCAAGAUAAUUGGUCUGGCGCCUAUAUCCUUACACGAUAGGAGCUUGAAAAACACGCGCACGAUAUCCUUCGGACGAAGCAAAUCCGGGAUAUUCUACAAUGCGUUUCUCAGCAUCUUGCUCAUAGCAUCGAGCUUCAUCACUCUGCCGAGGCUGUACAAUACGCCAUACGCAAAUAAAUCCAUUAUAAUGGCAAUCAUUGAGAUGGGGCAAGCAACGUUAGGGAACGUGAUAAUUAUUACAAUCUUAUUGUGCUACGUCUUCAGAUGGUACAUCCUAAAGAAGAUUUCCAAUUAUCUGGUGCAAAUCGGAGGACGGAUGCAGAUCUUCUCACGGGAACCGAUCAACAUGUAUCGCGCCAUUUGGAACCUAUCAGCGAUCUACAUCGUUCAGACGAUCAUGUGCGUAGGUCUCGUGGUCACCGAGGAGCUGGCCUUCUUCAACGGUCCUCUCGGAUGGGCCAUGGACAUCUUGCCCUCGGCCUUCGCGAUCAAUACCUUGUUUCAAUACUUCUUGGUGAUCAGCCUAAUGAACAUAAACUUUACUAGAGUUAACGAGGCUCUCCAGGGCAUCUGCAGAAGCUCCAGCACCGAUUUGAAGUCUUUGAAUCGAUGUCGCCGGGUCUUCGUCAACUGUUCCGUGAUCCAGUCUCUUCGGUACCUGAGAAACAUUUAUGACGACCUGUGCGAGGUUGCCGACGAGGUCUCUCGGUUUUAUUCGUUCCCGACCCUGCUCGUCGUCAUCUUUAUCUUUUAUUCGCUGCUGUUCAACGCGUACUACAUUCUGCAGCCUCUAUCCGGCGACGACAUGGACUUUGAACUCUUCUCCGUCAUCAACGGCGCCCUCUUUAUCGUCUACUUCAUAUAUCCCCUAAGUUUACUGACCGCCAAGGUCACCGAGAUAUUGAACGAGAUCGAACGGACCGGGGUCAUCGUGCACUCGUUGUUGCAAAACACGAUCGAUCGAAAGACAAAGGCAGAGCUCAAGCAAUUCUCGCUACAGUUGCUCCAUCGACAAAUUAAGUUCACCGCUAGCGAUUACUGUAACCUGGACAACACGUUGUUCCAAUCGGUGGUUAGUUCGGUGAUAACGUAUCUGGUGAUCCUUAUCCAGUUUCAAAUGCAAAACAAAUCCUCGUACGAUUGCCAAUGCGAUUGCAGCGUGACGUGAUCGUUUGAAACGCGAAUUGCAUUUCUCUUGCAAAAAUAUGAAGAAAGUAUCUAUUUUAAAUGUAAGAGAAGAACAGAAUAUUUCGAAUAAAAAAUUAACCAUUGUCCUAAGUAAAAUAUUCACGACUGGUUCCUUUCCGGAGAAAUGAAUGAAUAGUCAAAUUUUGUUAAUUAAAAAGUCCGAUCUGGAUUUAUUAAUUUAUAAGUAGUCCAAUAUAACGAUAAUGAAAUUAGUUAUAUUAAAUAUUAUUUCCUUACACGUGUAACUAAAUAGCAAUACAGAUGAAAAUAGUA